Molecule: messenger RNA, 1053 nt
Organism: Belonocnema kinseyi
Lineage: Eukaryota; Metazoa; Arthropoda; Insecta; Hymenoptera; Cynipidae
Product: zinc finger MYM-type protein 1-like
Exons: 2
Coding region: 1-1053 (350 amino acids)
Source: RefSeq, a predicted model, not a curated record
AUGCCUCGCUCAAUGUUAAAAGUGUUUAUAAAACGUCGCCGGUCCGGCGGUGUUUAUAAACACCUAUUACUCACGCAGAAUAAUGAUAGAGUUAGUACUAAUGAAAAAAUUUCAUCGCCAUCGACUUCAACUUGUCAAGACAAAUAUUUUGAAAGCGGGUUGCAUGAUGGAUCAUUAGAUAGCGACGCAGCUUUAAUAGUAACAAAAGUCGAGAUAACAGAGGAAGAGGAAACGGUUGCAAUUUCGAAUCUGGAUUUGAAUUCUACCAGUACGGAGAUUUCUCGAGACCCUUUAAAGUGGGAAAUAAUUUUAAGAUCAUGGCUCAUUUACUCAAAAAGCGCAGAUGCGGUGUUUUGCUUUUAUUGUAAACUUUUUACCACCAUUCAAAGCGCUUUAACUUCGGGUGGUUGCAAUGGUUGGAAUCAUAUCGGUGAAAGACUCAGCUCACGCGAAAAGAGCAAAGCACAUUUAAGUGCCCAUAAACAGUGGACUGAAUUACCAUUGAGAGUGACGACAAACAAGACAAUCGAUGCUAAUCAUCAACGCAUGUUGGAUGCUGAAGCGCGAUAUUGGCAAAAUGUGUUAGAGCGGCUUCUAGCAAUCAUACAUUUUUUGGCACAACAAUGUUUGGCACUUAGAGGUAAAUCGGACAAAUUAUAUCUUCACAACAAUGGAAAUUUUUUGAAACUAGUUGAGCUACUUUCAAAGUUUGAUACUGUUAUAUCCGAGUACCUUUUAAAAAUUAAAGAUGGUCGCAGGCAACAGCAUUAUCUCAGCAAAGAUAUUCAAAAUGAAAUUAUACAUUUACUGGCGAAUAAAAUCAAGCAGACAAUAUUGAAUAUUGUAAAAAAUGCCAAAUAUUAUGGUAUUAUUGUUGUUUGUACUUCAGAUGUCAGCCACAUAGAGCAAAUGACUUUUAUAAUACGUUGCGUGAAUAUUACAAAAAGUCCUGUGGAAAUUCGAGAAUAUUUUCUUGGGUAUGUACCAGUAACUAGAACUACGGGUGCAGCGCUUACUGAAGUCAUCCUAGACGAACUGGAAAAAAUGGCUUGA